AUGGCUUCAGUAAGUCUGCUACGUGCUCUUCCAAGGCUUUCACUUCUAACUCGAAGCGCUUUGCCACAACUCACUCGCUCAUUGUCUACUUCAUCAGCACUUUUCGCAGAACGAAGAUACACGAAAAAACACGAAUGGGUUUCUGUGGAGGAUGAAAUCGGCACCGUCGGCAUCACUACUUUCGCUCAGGAGGCACUUGGAGAUAUCGUUUAUGCCGAACUUCCGGACGUAGGCACCGAACUGCAUGCCGGCGAUACGGCAGCCGCAGUGGAGAGUGUGAAAGCAGCAUCAGACGUGUAUUCGCCGAUUUCGGGUACGGUCACGGAAAAGAACGAAGAAGUGGAAUCCAAUCCGUCACUUAUCAACAAGUCAACCUAUCAAGAUGGUUGGCUAUUCAAGUUGAAAGUGAUGAAUGCGAAUGAAUUACAACAAUUGAUGGACGAAAAUGCAUACGAAGCAUUCAAGAAGCAAGAAGAGGAGGCUCAUGCUGAAUAG
This is a messenger RNA of Anisakis simplex (herring worm), 495 nucleotides long. The record is from the annotation of a GenBank genome assembly. Lineage: Eukaryota; Metazoa; Nematoda; Chromadorea; Rhabditida; Anisakidae.